UGCUUCCGAGGGGGGAAACAAAGUUCGGCCGCCAAAGUCAAGUUGGUGUCCCGUUUGAAUUCUCCUUCUUGUUGUUAUUCGGUCAGGAUGUAACCUCCAAGAUGAGAUGAGCAUCGUGCUGUUGUUGUAAAUUAAUAAGGAGAAUAAAACACCUGGCGGAGCCCAUUGCACGAUACGGGAAUUCGGUGCCUGUUCUGUGCCGAGUAAAUGAAGGAUCAGGUCGGUUACCGCAAAAAGUAACGAAGUCGAAAAUCUGACACUCUGGAAGGUUGACAGCAUUUGGAAGAGGCGCUUCAGGAAUCAACGGCCGCGAUGUUCAAAAAGGAUGGCGAGCGGUCCCACCUAGUCGGAGACAAGCGAGCGGCCAGAUACACGGUGACCAUGGGCAGCCUCUCGAAGGACGACCGUGUGUGUGAAGACCCUGAGCUUUCUGACUCCAACGAACUUAAGCACUGUCACGAUAAGAGCAAAUCCUUGAAGAAUCGCAAGAAGGAACAAAAGCAAGCAAGAUGCCGGCUCCUCGCGGCUUCGGCAAUCUGCCUGGUGUUUAUGGUGGCCGAAAUUGCUGGUGGCUACUUUGCAGGUAGCUUGGCCGUUAUGACAGAUGCAGCCCACCUCCUCGUGGACUUCACCAGCUUCAUGAUCAGCCUCUGCUCUCUCUGGUUAUCUUCAAGGCCUGCAACAAAGAGAAUGAAUUACGGAUGGCACAGGGCUGAAAUCCUGGGAGCCCUGCUGUCUGUCUUCACAAUCUGGCUGGUAACUGGCGUCCUUGUGUACCUGGCCUGUGAGAGGCUCAUAAAUGACGACUACACCAUUGAGGGCACCAUCAUGCUCAUCACCUCCGGCUGCGCCGUCUUAGCCAACGUUAUAAUGGGCCUGGUGCUUCACCAGUCUGGGCAUGGGCACAGCCAUGGAGGGCACAGCAACCACUCCCAUGACAAUGACAUUGAGAAGUGUGCCACGGAGAGAGGAGAGAAGAAGCGGCCUCAGCCUAAUGCCAGCGUGAGAGCAGCUUUUGUUCACGUGGUCGGCGAUCUCCUGCAGAGCAUCAGCGUGCUUGUCAGCGCCAUCAUCAUUUUCUUUAAGCCGGAGUAUAAAAUGGCAGAUCCCAUCUGUACCUUCCUCUUCUCCCUUUUUGUGCUGACCACCACUUUCACAAUUCUACGGGACAUCUUACUUGUGUUAAUGGAAGGAGCGCCAGCAGGUAUCAAGUACAACGCCAUACGGGAGACUAUAAUGAAAGUGAAAGGCGUCAACGCCAUCCACAACCUGCACAUCUGGGCCCUGACCAUGAACCAGGCCGUUCUCUCGGCACACGUCGCCAUCGAUGACACAGUGGACACCCAGCUGGCUCUUAAAGAGAUGACCCAGGCUUGUUUCGACAAUUACAGCUUCCACUCCGUCACAAUUCAAGUGGAGACACAGGCCGACCAGAAACCCGAGUGUGUGCUUUGUCAGGACCCCAAAGAUUAGUUCAUCUUCACGAUAAGGUGCUCAGAGUAACCAGGGACUGGACACGUGAUACGGACUGGCACUUCACUAACAGAGCUGCUGCUCCUGUGACUCAGCAGAGGACGACAGUGGCAGCGAUGGAGUGGACAGAUGGACCCCCAGUGUCAGAUAAAUCUUAGUUCUUAGUUCUCUGCCUUUGAAGAAAAUUCAGCUACCACUUAUGGAAAGCCAGCAGAUGCUAACAUUUAAUUUGCUUUACAGGAUAAUAAAAGUGCUAUGAGUACCGACGUUUUAAACCGAUCCAUGCAUUUUUAAAGCUGGGAUAUUUAAAUAAAUUCAAAAUUCAGUAUUAAGUAUUUUUGCAGGCAAAUGAGAUUGAAAUGAACCUGGUGAUGAAAUU
Erpetoichthys calabaricus (reedfish) is the source of this 1852-nucleotide messenger RNA. Its product is annotated as zinc transporter 8-like. Gene Ontology annotation, cellular component: plasma membrane. The record is from RefSeq and is a predicted model, not a curated record. Gene Ontology annotation, biological process: zinc ion transmembrane transport; insulin secretion; response to zinc ion. Lineage: Eukaryota; Metazoa; Chordata; Cladistia; Polypteriformes; Polypteridae. Gene Ontology annotation, molecular function: zinc ion transmembrane transporter activity. The coding region runs from base 313 to 1473 and encodes 386 amino acids. The transcript has 8 exons.